Molecule: messenger RNA, 3289 nt
Organism: Trichomycterus rosablanca
Lineage: Eukaryota; Metazoa; Chordata; Actinopteri; Siluriformes; Trichomycteridae
Gene: gna13a
Product: guanine nucleotide binding protein (G protein), alpha 13a
Exons: 4
Coding region: 30-1160 (376 amino acids)
Biological process (GO): adenylate cyclase-activating G protein-coupled receptor signaling pathway; Rho protein signal transduction
Cellular component (GO): brush border membrane; heterotrimeric G-protein complex
Molecular function (GO): D5 dopamine receptor binding; G-protein beta/gamma-subunit complex binding; guanyl nucleotide binding
Source: RefSeq, a predicted model, not a curated record
GAUGGCUCCAUGAAGUUGUUAGUACAAAAAUGGCUGAUUUCCUGCCCUCCCGGACGGCGGUAGUUUGUAUCCCCAGUUGUCUCCUCUCAAACAACGAAAUCGAGCAGCAGAGGAAAUCGAAAGAGAUCGACAGAUGCAUUUCUCGGGAGAAAACGUACGUGAAGCGCCUGGUGAAGAUAUUACUUCUCGGAGCAGGCGAAAGCGGCAAGUCAACUUUCCUCAAGCAAAUGCGCAUAAUUCACGGACAGGACUUCGAUCAGCGGGCCAGAGAGGAGUUCCGGGCUACCAUCUACACCAAUGUUAUCAAAGGAAUCCGAGUGCUGGUUGAUGCCAGAGAGAAACUGCAUAUUCCGUGGGGAGACCCCUCAAACCAGAACCAUGGAGAGACCCUGAUGGCCAUUGACACCCGCUCUGCCAUGAUGGCCCAAGGAAACGUAGAGACCAAAGUCUUCCUGCAUUAUAUGCCAUCCAUUCGCUCGCUGUGGGCAGACAGCGGUGUCCAAAGUGCCUAUGACCGAAGACGAGAGUUUCAGCUGGGUGAAUCAGUGAAAUAUUUCCUGGACAGUUUGGAUAAAAUCGGGGAGCCGGAUUACUUACCAAGCCAACAGGACAUACUUCUUGCCCGGAAGCCAACCAAGGGCAUCCACGAGUAUGACUUUGAGAUCAAGAAUGUUCCGUUUAAAAUGGUGGAUGUGGGAGGGCAGCGGUCAGAGCGCCGACGAUGGUUCGAGUGCUUUGACUGUGUUACGUCUGUUCUCUUCCUGGCAUCAUCUAGCGAGUUUGAUCAGGUUCUCAUGGAGGACCGUCAGACCAAUAGGCUUAUGGAGUCGCUUAACAUAUUCGACACCAUUGUCAACAACCGAGUGUUUUCUAAGGCCUCCAUCAUUCUCUUUCUCAAUAAGACAGACCUGUUGGAAGAGAAGGUUAAGACUGUGUCUAUCAAGGACUAUUUCCCCGACUUCAGCGGCGACCCCCAUGAUCUGAUUGAGGUUAAGAAAUUCUUGGUGGAAUGCUUUCGCAGCAAGCGGCGUGAGCAGCAGGCCAAACCCUUCUACCAUCACUUUACCACGGCCAUUAACACGGAGAACAUCCGCCUUGUCUUCCGGGAUGUCAAAGACACAAUCUUGCACGAAAAUCUCAAGCAGCUCAUGUUACAAUGAGAGACAUGCCUUAAUGCUUAAUAUCAUUCCAUUUUAAUGAGGUUUUUAGUUCUAGAGCAAGUGAUUCAGGCCCUGAAAUUGGCGCCUGUGCAAAGCAGGCAGAUUUUGCCACUAGCAGAUAAAGACUACUUCACCAGACAUCACUUACUGCCUUUUAUUUCAGUGUCCUUUUUAGUCCAUUUAGAGGAGUCACUUGAGUAGCCUGCAUUUCUUUUACUGCUUUUGUGUAGGACACGCCCUUCUGCCAGCUGUACUGCUGUCAUCCUCACUUUAAUGUUUUAUUAUUUUACAUUUCUGUUUUGUCUCUUUAAACUGUCAGAUACCUCCAUGCUUGAUCUAACCUAACUUAGUUAUGCUUGUAUACAUCCCUGUGUGAUAUCUAAAUCAUGUGAAGCAUCGUACUAAUUUCUCCAGUCAAAACAAGUUUUAGGGGGUCGAAGUGACCGUAUCAUGAUAAUCUCUGCUCUGCUAAAUGAGGCUAAGUCCUAUGAUUAGGCUGCCCAGAAAACUGGAUUUUAAAAAGUGGCAGACACAAUUCAGUCAUUUAGCACAAGGAGGCAUAAAAAUAUAGCUUGCAUCCUUAUGGAUUUGGGGAAAACCCUGGAGAAAGGGCCUGAACUUUUUUUAAGCAAGCAUUUAAAAAAAAAUCACUAAUGUUCCUUUUAUGUUGUGCUAAUCUGAAGAACCUACAAACAUAUUUUAUAUAACUAACUGCUACCUGUUUUGUCAUACUCCUAUGUUAUUUUCCUUAAACUAGCAGUCUAAUAAUAUAAAUGGACAUAGGAUCUAGUAAAACGUGAACUAACAAUGAGAGAACAAUGUGUUUAGAAGAAUUAGCCCACAUUGGUUACUCCCGAGAGAAGGUUAUGUAAGAUUAUCCGUGUGUAUUUUGUGGUUUCGGUGAAUUCAGGCUGAACAAUAUUGGGCUCAUUAAGCAGGUGUGUUUGUUAGGUUUAGUUUUGGGUUUUGUUUUAUUAUAUGUUUUUAUUUACAUACAGACUGAACCGUUUCAGGUUUUCUUUGAGGCUUUUUUUCAGCAUCUACCCUGUACAACAGGUCUGGACGUGCCUUAGAACAAAGUGCUAGAUGUUCAGCGAUGCCACUCCAAAUGUGUAUAACUCGCACUCCAAUAUGCACAAUAACUGCUGAGACUCAGGGGCUGUAAAUAUGCAUGAUAGCCACUUAAUAGUGGUGAGUGGCCUUCUAUUAUUGACAAAUUUAGGAUUAAACCAUUCCUCUAACAACCAACUUUAAAAAAAUACCACAUUAGUGCACUUGGAUCAUGCUGAGAAAUGUCGUAAUCCAGUUAAGGUACCUGUGUAUGUUGUGCUGUUGUCUUUUAUCCUUAUCCAAAGGAAAAGACUUAAAUGUUUUUGUAAUACAGAGUGUGUUGUAUAGUUCCCUUGUCUAUAGUUUUAAUCAUAGCUCCCCUCCCCCCACUUGUUUCUAUAAAGUGGAGUGUACCCAGCUAUAUAUAUGUAUGAACCCUCUUAAAAUGGUUUAUACUGUAUAAGUAAUUCACAAAAACGUAGCUAAAUAUGUGUACAUAUGCAUUAACCAGAUUCACCACAGCAGCCAAAUUGAGCUUUUGUGCUUAAGGCACAACUGGUCAAUUUAUAGUGUUUGUGGUGUGUGGGUGUUUGUUCUGGUUAGUAUUCCACCAUAAACUUAAACAUUUGACUUCAUUAAACUGCCAUCUUUAAGAACACCAUGUGUAUUAUAUAAUUAAUCUCAGGUCUGUUUCACAGUAGAUUUUCUCAGUUCAGUUGCCGCUUUAAGCAAAGAUGAAGAGAAUUCUUAUGUCUUAUAAGAAUAUGCUUAUAUCUUAAGUUGACUUGUCAUGUAUGACUGAGAUUAUGACUUUUUAUAGUGCCUUCCUGGUUUUAUACAAGGUAAAUGCUCUAUUGUUUCAACCUUAAAAAUUGAACAAGACAGUUUUUUUUUUUUUUUUUUAUUAUCUGGCUUGUGAACUGAUUUCCUGAAGAUUGGCAUUGUUUUUUUUUGUUCAUGUUUCCUGAACAACUUUGUGUCAAUCUUUAGUCCAGUUAUGAACUUUGUGUACAGCAUCAGUUUCAUUUUCAGUUUAAUUGUGUAACGUCUUCGGUCCAUUAAACCAGCUAUUUUACAAA